CUUUUAAAGUGUAACUUUUGGUAGAUGGCGGGAGAGAAGGAGCCGAUGGUGGGAGAGAAGAAAGAACCAAUGGCGGAAGAGAAAAAGAAAAAACCACGUCACCGCUGUAGUCGUAACCCUGUGCUGGCUCGGGGCAUUGGCAGAUUUUCCCGCUCUGCCAUGUAUACCAGGAGAGCCAUGUACAAGCGAAAAUAUAAAGCUCCUGAGACAAAGAUUGAGAAGAAGUUGAAGGAAAAGACUCCCUUUUCAAUUACCAAGCCUGUUGGAGGAGACAAAAAUGGUGGCACUCGUGUUGUCAAAAUCCGUAAAAUGCCACGCUAUUACCCCACUGAAGAUGUCCCUCGCAAAAGAAUUAGCCAUGGUAACAAACCUUUCAGCCAGCACAAAAGGCAUCUUCGUGCAUCCAUCACCCCAGGGACAGUGCUCAUCAUACUUACUGGUCGCCACAGAUGUAAGCGUGUGGUUUUCCUGAAGCAGCUUGAUAGUGGCCUGUUACUGGUGACUGGUCCUCUGGUUCUCAACCGUGUCCCAUUGCGUAGGGUUCAUCAGAAAUUUGUCAUUGCAACAUCAACAAAGAUUGACCUCUCGGGUGUAAAAAUUCCCAAACACCUGACUGACUCCUACUUCAAGAAGAAGCGGCUGCGCAGGCCCAAGCACCAGGAGGGCGAGAUCUUUGAUACUGAGAAAGAGAAAUAUCAACUAACAGAACAGCGGAAGGAUGACCAGAAGACUGUUGAUUCCCAAAUCCUGCCCAUUGUUAAAAAGACUCCACAGCUCCGUGGCUACCUUCACUCCAUGUUCUUUCUGUCGAAAGGGGUGUACCCACAUAAAUUAAUCUUUUGAGCAUGUUGUGAGGAGAGACACUUAUUAAAAUUGGGAUUUCAGCA
This is a messenger RNA of Hemiscyllium ocellatum (epaulette shark), 887 nucleotides long. It is a transcript of the gene rpl6, whose product is annotated as ribosomal protein L6. Gene Ontology annotation, cellular component: ribosome. Bases 25 to 843 code for a protein of 272 amino acids. NCBI's taxonomy places the organism in Eukaryota, Metazoa, Chordata, Chondrichthyes, Orectolobiformes, Hemiscylliidae. Gene Ontology annotation, biological process: translation. The transcript has 6 exons. Gene Ontology annotation, molecular function: structural constituent of ribosome. The record is from RefSeq and is a predicted model, not a curated record.